Molecule: messenger RNA, 588 nt
Organism: Fusarium proliferatum ET1
Lineage: Eukaryota; Fungi; Ascomycota; Sordariomycetes; Hypocreales; Nectriaceae
Exons: 2
Coding region: 1-588 (195 amino acids)
Source: RefSeq, a predicted model, not a curated record
AUGCGAUUUAUUAUCAUCACGGCUAUCAUCGCCGGCAGUGCUGCAGCAGGUUCACUUUCAAAACAACAAAAGCCCAUCAGAAGGACCUCGACUUUCCAGAUAGUGUACAACAGGACAGAAAAGUUCAAGGCCGCCAACAAUACCCUGUACAUAGGGUCGCCCAAACAAGACGCUUGCUGUAAUCAGUUCAAUGCUGAGGAUGCGGCCACCUUCUACCUAAAAGAUGAAGAGCUCUUCCUCUAUUCACCGGGAAAUCCCAAGCAACAGGUGAUUGUGAACAGUAAAAAAGCCGCGACAGGAUGUCAAAAUUCCGUUGGUUACUCCAUUGGUUCAAGGAAAAAGCUGGAGAAAGCACAGAGAGAAGGCUGGCGAAUAGAUGAUGAUGACAAUAUUACCUUCGAUGGACUCAGUCUGAUGGCGUGCAGCAGCUCUGGUGUUGGGCGGGAUAUUAUUGUACGGAAAAGUGAUUGCCGACUAAAGGGUUGCAGGGCGUGUCGGAGAGUCACAGCAAAAGCGACAUACACAAGUCAUCCUACGAGUUGUUUAUAUAGUGGAGAGGGACAGGUUGUUUCGCACUUUUGCUUGUAG